CUUGUUCAUUCUUUGACCAUGGGGAGCCAGCUACUGUUUUACACUCUGUUGGCACUGAUUCCUGCUCUUGGAACUUCGGACUUUUUAAUCACUAAUAUCAGAAAUGUCAAGAAAAGAAAUGCUGCAAAUACUAUCACUGAUGGGAUAGAUAUCUACAGCAUGAACACUGACUGCAGGAUUACCUCCCGAUUUUCCCAUAAUGUCAUCACGAGUCGAGCUGCCAAUCGUGCCAAUGUGUCCAAGGAAGCCAUCUUUGAAGUGGAGCUCCCCAAGACAGCUUUCAUCACCAAUUUCACCAUGACUAUUGAUGGUGUCACCUAUCCUGGAACUAUAAAGGAAAAAGAGGCUGCCCAUCAACAAUAUCAACAGGCAGUUUCAAGAGGACAGACUGCAGGUCUUGUAAAGGCUUCUGGGAGAAAAACGGAAAAAUUCAGUGUUUCAGUCAACAUAGCACCAGCCAGCAAGAUCACUUUUGAGUUGACCUUUGAGGUGCUGUUGAAGCGAAUCUUUGGAAAAUAUGAGUUGUUUCUAAAAGUAAACCCAAAGCAGCUUGUCAAUAACUUUGAGAUUGAGGCAAACAUAUUUGAGCCCCAGGGCAUCAGCUAUCUGGAGGCAGAAGGAUCGUUCAUCACCAAUGAUUUGUUGCCAGUCAUACAAAAGACUUUCUCAGGGAAAAAGGGCCACGUGUCUUUCAAGCCCACCAUUGACCAACAACGGACCUGUGUAAAUUGUCCAACAACACUGUUGAAUGGAGAUUUCAUCAUAAAAUAUGAUGUCAACAGAGAAUCCCCAGGUGAUUUACAGAUUGUCAAUGGGUACUUUGUACACUUCUUUGCACCACAAAAUGUUUCACAUUUACCUAAGAACAUUGUUUUUAUCAUAGAUGUCAGUAUCUCAAUGUCUGGACGAAAACUACAGCAGACAAAGGAUGCAUUGCUAAAAAUAUUAGAAGAUAUAAAGGAAGAUGACCACUUGAAUUUUGUAUUGUUUGGCGAUGAUGUACACAGAUGGAAAAACACUUUAAUCAAAGCCACUCCUGAGAACCUGGCUGAAGCAAGACGUUAUGUUCAGAAUAUUAAUAUAGCUGGAUGGACAAAUCUUAAUGGUGGUUUAAUGGCUGGAAUUGAAAUGCUGAAUGAAGCCCACAAAAAUGGUUAUCUGCCUGAAAGAAGUGCUUCUUUAAUUAUCAUGUUAACAGAUGGCAGACCCACUAAAGGGGAGAGAAACACCCAAGUAAUUUUAUCUAAUGUCAGAGAUGCAAUUCAAGGGAAAUAUCCCUUAUAUAAUCUUGGGUUUGGUUAUGAUCUUGACUACGGCUCUUUAGAAAAGAUGGCAGCUGAGAAUAAUGGAUUGGCUCGUCGUAUUUACGAGGAUUCCGAUUCAGCCCUACAGUUACAGGGCUUUUAUGAUGAGGUGGCCAAUCCCUUACUUACAGAAGUGGAAUUAAAGUAUCCUGAAAAUGCCAUCUCUGACUUGACUCAAAAUAGUUUUAAGCACUACUAUGAUGGUUCUGAAAUUGUUGUGGCUGGACGUAUUAUAGACAAUGACCUCAACAGUAUUUUUGCAGACGUGAAAGCUCAUGGGGCAGAAGAUGACGUGACUUACUCUGAACAAGGAGAUAUUGAACAAACAGCUAAAGCUCUUGAAGAUCAGAAAUACAUAUUUGGGGAUUAUAUUGAGAGACUAUGGGCUUAUCUCACCAUUCAACAACUUCUGGAAAAACGCAAUGCAGCAAAGGAUGAUGAAAAGACUAAUCUUACUGCUCAAGCCUUGGAGUUGUCUCUGAAAUAUAAAUUUGUAACUCCUUUGACAUCCAUGGUGGUCACAAAGCCAGAAGACAAUGAAGAUAAGGCUGCAGUUGCUGACAAGCCUCUGGAAGUGGAGUCCACAUACUCAUCAUCGCCUGUUGUUCCAGUGUAUGCAGCACAACCAACCUAUCACAGAUAUACUAGUGUUGAUGGAGAUCCACAUUUCAUUAUUGAUGUGCCCCAAAAAGAAGACGCCCUUUGCUUCAACAUUAAUGAAGAUCCAGGUGUAGUGUUAAACCUAAUUAGAGAUCCAACUACAGGUAUUACUGUCAAUGGGCAGCUUACUGGAGAUAAGAAGAGCAGCAAUGAUGUAGUGCCAAUACACAAUACCUAUAUUGGAAGACUUGGGAUUCUAAAUACACAACUGAAUUUCAAAAUUGAAAUAACUCCUGAGAAUAUCACGCUUCACAGUGGUACAAAGCAGAUGACAUUCACAUGGUUUGAUGAAAUCACCUUAUUACAUCCUGGUUUGACUUUGAAAAUCAUUCGAAAAAAGAAUGUGGAAGUCUCAAUGGGAGAAGGAGCAACAUUUGUAGUGGUUUUGCAUCAAGCAUGGAGGAAACAUGCAGUCCAUCAGGAUUUUCUAGGAUUCUACACGUUGGAUAGUCACAGGUUGUCUGAGCAUACCCAUGGUUUAUUAGGGCAAUUUUUUCACCCAAUUGACUUUAACAUACUUGAAGUCCAUCCUGGGUCUGAUCCUGAGAAACCAGAUGCUACAAUGAUCGUGAAAAAUAACCAGCUGACAGUAACCAGGGGAUGGCAGAAAGAUUACACAGAAGAUGUAAAGCAUGGCACAAAUGUCCCUUGUUGGUUUAUUCACAAUAAUGGACAAGGUCUAAUUGAUGGCACAUACACAGACUAUGUUGUUCCUAGUCUGUUUUAGAAUAAGAUGUAUUAACCUUUGGCAAUGGGCUUUGAAGUGACAGAAUUUAAUUAUUACAUACCACUGAUUUCCUCUGACUGUAAAAAUAUCAUCCCACAUCAAUUUUUUUGUGAUUCCUACUUGUACUGCUAUCCUAAAUUCGUACUAAAUCACAUCACAAAUAGAAUGUGUACUCUACAAAGCAAAGGGCUGCAAUUUCCUCACAUAGUAAAUACUAAUUUGUGGGAUAGUGCAAUUAUUUUUUUUAAUGAACAUUAAUGCUGAUAACAGUUCUAUGUAUGUUGAGCACAACCAUGAUUUUCAUCAUUUAAAUAUGUUGAGAGGAAGAGGUUCAAAAUAAAGGUGUCAAAGCA
This is a messenger RNA of Rhineura floridana, 3044 nucleotides long. RefSeq names its product inter-alpha-trypsin inhibitor heavy chain H3-like. Lineage: Eukaryota; Metazoa; Chordata; Lepidosauria; Squamata; Rhineuridae. Gene Ontology annotation, molecular function: serine-type endopeptidase inhibitor activity. The transcript is spliced from 21 exons. Gene Ontology annotation, biological process: hyaluronan metabolic process. The record is from RefSeq and is a predicted model, not a curated record. The coding region runs from base 19 to 2691 and encodes 890 amino acids.